This is a messenger RNA of Cheilinus undulatus (humphead wrasse), 2131 nucleotides long. RefSeq names its product interleukin-1 receptor type 1-like. Gene Ontology annotation, molecular function: interleukin-1 receptor activity. The record is from RefSeq and is a predicted model, not a curated record. Gene Ontology annotation, biological process: signal transduction. NCBI's taxonomy places the organism in Eukaryota, Metazoa, Chordata, Actinopteri, Labriformes, Labridae. Bases 73 to 1728 code for a protein of 551 amino acids. The transcript is spliced from 11 exons.
CAUGACUCAAGCAUUAAAGAGCAGGCAGGAUUUUGUGUAAUGUAGCCUGUCUUUUUAUCACAGAUAAGAACCAUGACAACGGCAGACGGGGUCUUCUUUCUGGCUUCAGUGUUGUCUCUGGGAUUUGCACACUACCACAAGGGGGAGACAGAGACGUACCAUGUGAGUCCUGGACAUCUCUUUCUAAUGAAGUGUCCCACUGCUGAUUCUGACACCAACAUAACCUGGAGCCAUGAGGGUGAGCACAACCUGAGUUUGCCUGCUGGAGUGGAAGUGAGAAACGGGACACUGUGGUUUCUACCUGUGCAGGUGUCUCAUGAUGGAUCAUACAUAUGUGAAAAAAGGGAUGAAACUGGUUUAUUCAAGUUUACAUUGGGGCUGUCAGUGUCCAGUGGAGAGUGUCCUGAUCUAUCUGAAACCAUAUCGAUCACUAUGGGAGUCACUGACGGACUUCCUUGCAAACAGAAAGAGAUCCUUGAACUGAAUAACACAAGGAAUAUUCAGUGGAUGAAGGACUGCAGCCCCAUAAGGCGGCACGGGGAGCCCAUCUCUGUGGAAGAGGACGGCUUCAUGAUGCUGCCAUUGGCCUCACAGAGGGAUGCUGGGAUUUAUACCUGCCUGGUUGACAUUAAUGUAGAUGGCAGGAGCUACACCUCUGCACGCAGCAUCAAGCUAACUAUUAAUAGUGACAAAGUUAUGCCAGAACCAAAGGUUGUGAGUCCUCAACAGGAAGUGGUCGUGGUUGACGUGGGUACGAGAGUGGAGCUGAAGUGUUUAGCUUACAUUGGUUUCAGUGAGGAUAAUGAGACUUUGAUUUACUGGACUGUUGAUGGGAUCUACGCAGAGGACCAUGAUGAACUACAUGAAUCCUGGAAAUACGUUAAUGACGGUGACUGGGUGUUUGGUUUGUCCACUCUGAUCAUCUCAGAAGUUCCCCGUCAGUUCCUAAACGUCCCCAUUGGCUGCUGUGUAAUGACGCCAACUGGAGUGAAGGUUGCCUUUGUUUCUCUUCAGGAAGCCGACCACAGUGCCCUCUACACCAGCGUGACUCUGUGCAUCCUCUCCCCGCUGACCGUUCUCAUCCUGGCUGCUGCCCUCAUCUUCUUCAAAGUGGAUCUAGUUCUGGCUUACAGGAAUCUGUCAGGCCGUUUUGCUAAUCAGUCAGCUCCAGAUGGGAAGCUAUAUGACGCCUACGUGAGUUUCCUCCACUCUGACAGCCUGAGUUCAGCAGAGACGAUGAAGUUCACCCGGCAGAUCCUGCCUGAGGAGCUGGAGAGAAAACAUGGCUUUUCUCUGUACAUCAGAGGACGAGACGACUGCCCUGGAGAAGCAAUGCACGAUGCUGUAGCUGCUACACUGAGACAGUGCCGGAGACUGAUACUCAUACUGUCUCCGGACGCCGUAUGCUGCAGUGGAGUAAAAACAGAGGAGGCUCCCAUACACAACAACAUGAACCAGCUGUGUUACGAGCAUAAAGUGGGCCUUUAUGACGCUCUAACUCAGAACAGCCCAAGAGUGAUUCUGCUUGAGAUCGAUGGCCCAGUGGAUUACAGUCUCCUGCCAGAGUCUCUGCGCUACAUCAAGAGGAAACAAGGAGCUCUGAGGUGGAGGACACCUCAUACUGGAACUCAUAAACUGAUGAAAUUAGACCCCAACAGAAACCUGUGGAAAAAUCUGAGGUACCACAUGCCGCCAGUGUCCUCAGGGAAGCUCAAGACUUUAGUGUAAACAAAAUGAAAAAUGUUAAUUUCACUGAAGGUGAACAGAUGUGUUGUUAACAUUAGGGUCUUUGGGACAUUUACAGGAAAGAUGUAUGGACAAAUGGGAACCAGAUGGCCUCAUCAUCCAUCAGAGAGUAUUGUGUUAAUUGCUGGUCUUCUUGGGAACUACAAUACGUGCAAACGGGUCAGGAAGGCAACUUCUUCCUGGUACAAUACAAGCAUGUUUCGACUUCAAUCCAUGGAUUACAGACUGUCAUUUUUCUGUUGCUGUCCUGCCAUUAAAAAGGGUUUUCGGUUUACAAACCCAGUACAAAAAAGUUGGGACAUUGUGAGAAACAUGAAUGGACAACAUGUAGAGAGACCUGCAAAUCCAUUAAAACAGGAAGUGUCAAAAAAUCAAAUCAGGUUAA